AUGAAGUCAUCUCGGGCAACCAGUUCCCUCCACUCCCAACUUCGGCCUUCUGCGCGAGUCGGGAUUGCCAAUCCAACCAUUUCGAGUGCUGCUGCGCUACGAAACUCGACAAGACGACUCCGUGUUCCAGCAUCUUCCACGACUACAAGGAUGGCGACAUUUGCCUCGUUCAAGAUCCCUAAGAUUGUCAAUGAGCCAAAUCAUCAUUAUGCGAAAGGAUCUGCACAGAGGGAAGAUCUAACGGCCGCCGUCGAGACCUUCCAGAGCAGGAUCCCGCUCGAUGUACCGAUUGUUAUCGGCGGCAAGGAGGUCAAGACAUCGUCCACCGGAAAGCAAGUCAACCCAGCCGAUCAUGCCUCGACUGUGGCAACUUAUUCAAAGGCUUCCCCCGCCGACGUAUCGAAAGCCAUUGAUGCCGCCCUCGCGGCCAAGGCCGAAUGGGAGUCACUCCCGUUCGCCGACCGGGCAGCCGUCUUCCUCAAAGCGGCUGAACUAAUCUCAACAAAAUACCGCUACGAGAUCAUGGCAGCCACCAUGGUGGGCCAGGGGAAGAACGCGUGGCAGGCCGAGAUUGAUUCGGCCGCCGAGCUGGUCGACUUUUUGCGAUUCAACGUCCAGUAUGCCGAAGAGCUUUACGCCCAGCAACCUGCACACAACGCCCAGGGCGUGUGGAAUCGAGUCGAGUACCGCGCCCUCGAGGGCUUCGUAUACGCCGUCAGCCCCUUCAACUUCACGGCUAUCGCUGGGAACCUGCCCGGCGUUCCGGCGUUGUUGGGCAACGUGGUGGUGUGGAAGCCGAGCGACUACGCCAUCGCUUCGAACUGGCUCCUAUAUAACAUACUACUGGAGGCGGGCCUCCCUCGCAAUGUCAUCCAGUUCGUGCCAGGCGAUCCGGAGGAGGUUACCAAGGUGGUGCUCAACCACAAGGAGUUUGCGGCGUUGCACUAUACCGGCAGCACGGCCGUGUUCCGGAAGCUGUACGGAGCCAUCGGUGCUGGUGUGGCUGAAGGUCGGUACCGGUCGUACCCGCGCAUCGUGGGAGAGACGGGCGGGAAGAACUACCACCUGAUCCACUCGUCGGCAGAUGUGGACAACGCAGCUAUACAGACCGUACGUGGCGCCUUCGAGUUCCAGGGCCAGAAGUGCAGCGCGACAUCGCGGGCCUACGUGCCCAAGUCGGUAUGGCCGCAGUUCAAGGAAAAGCUCGUCUCGGAGACCGAGAAGCUCCGGCAGGGUAACCCAGUCGACCACAUCAACUUCAUGGGUCCUGUAAUCCACGAAGCAUCGUUCAAGAAGCUUUCUGGUGUCAUCGACGAGGCGAAGAAAGACCCGGAGCUGGAGCUCUUGGUAGGGGGUACAUACGAUAACUCCAAGGGUUACUUCAUCCACCCCACCAUCUACCAGACAAGCAACAAGAACCACAAGCUCUUGAGCACCGAGCUCUUUGGGCCGGUCGUGACGGUCUACGUGUACGACGACACGGUGGACCCCGUGGGGGCGUUCGCGGAGGCGUGCGAACUGGUGGAUUCGACGGGGGAGUACGGGCUGACGGGGUCGGUAUUCGCUUCGGACCGGGCGGCGAUACGGUUCGCCGAGGACAAACUGCGGAACUCGGCGGGCAACUUCUACAUCAACUGCAAGAGCACCGGGGCCGUGGUCGGGCAACAGCCGUUCGGCGGUGGCCGGGCGAGCGGGACCAACGACAAGGCGGGUAGUCAGAACUUGUUGUCCCGGUUCGUCAACCUGCGGAGCAUAAAGGAGGAGUUCGUAGCAACGACCAAGGUGGAGUACCCGAGCAACGAGGCGUAG
Molecule: messenger RNA, 1809 nt
Organism: Sodiomyces alkalinus F11
Lineage: Eukaryota; Fungi; Ascomycota; Sordariomycetes; Glomerellales; Plectosphaerellaceae
Product: 1-pyrroline-5-carboxylate dehydrogenase
Exons: 3
Coding region: 1-1809 (602 amino acids)
Cellular component (GO): mitochondrial matrix
Molecular function (GO): L-glutamate gamma-semialdehyde dehydrogenase (NAD+) activity
Source: RefSeq, a predicted model, not a curated record